Scaptodrosophila lebanonensis is the source of this 525-nucleotide messenger RNA. Its product is annotated as protein Mabiki. The transcript has a single exon. Bases 1 to 525 code for a protein of 174 amino acids. NCBI's taxonomy places the organism in Eukaryota, Metazoa, Arthropoda, Insecta, Diptera, Drosophilidae. The record is from RefSeq and is a predicted model, not a curated record.
AUGGAGCAUGCCAGCAAUUACAGCCACAAGAAGUUUUCUACAGAGAAACGCAAACGGGAAAUGGAUGAGCAUCCAAUGACGACCGCAGACCAAUUGCCAGCUAAGCGACAGCAGGGCCAGGCAUUCUUUCGACCCUGGCUGGAUAGCAAGACAGACAAACCAUUAAGCCAGACACCCGCUGAUGUGCCUCAGUAUCAUGCCAACAUGGUGCGUUCCCAGACUCCACGCCUGCGCAGUCCCCAAGCCCAAGAGCGUCGGGAUCGGAACACCCGCGCCUGUCUGCUCUAUCGUCGAGCCAAGCACACCCAGGAGGCGAUCAUGGAGCAGCAAUGCGUCGAGUAUCGGGCCCAGCAUGCGGCAAUGUUGGACCAACAGCUCCGCCUCAGCUUCUACUAUAGGCAGCUACUGCAGCAGGCCGUGUUCCAACGGGCCGUUGCCGGCUUCCCACUCCCCCAGCAACAACAACAGUUUCUGCAACAAAUGGCGCUCUCUCAGCAACUUUUGAUCUUCGGAGCGACACGUUGA